Messenger RNA from Suillus plorans, 3053 nucleotides. RefSeq names its product armadillo-type protein. Lineage: Eukaryota; Fungi; Basidiomycota; Agaricomycetes; Boletales; Suillaceae. The transcript has 8 exons. The record is from RefSeq and is a predicted model, not a curated record. Gene Ontology annotation, molecular function: small GTPase binding. Bases 21 to 2888 code for a protein of 955 amino acids. Gene Ontology annotation, cellular component: nuclear membrane; cytoplasm. Gene Ontology annotation, biological process: protein import into nucleus.
AACCACGACGAAGCUCAAUCAUGGCUGAUAACCAGUCCGCUAACAUUCAAGCACUAUUGUCCGCAUUAAACGUGUUCACUCGUGCACCUGACAAGACUUCUUUGGAGAACGCGAAUUCCUGGCUGCAGGAUUUCCAACACUCUCCCGAAGCAUGGUCGACAUGUAACGUCCUCCUGCUAUCUCCUGAUGCACCCCCAGCGGCCAAGCUAUUCGCUGCACAGACUUUCAGGUCAAAAGUUACUUAUGAUCUUCAUCAAGUAGAUCCAUCGAAUCUCCUUCCCCUCAGGGACACUCUUGUCACUGCGCUGGAGAGAUAUCAAAGCGGUCCGAAGACUAUUAUCACACAGUUAUGUUUAGCGCUUUCAGGACUUGCCCUGCAACUCCCGGCUUGGGACAAUGCUCUACAGAGUAUCGUCGAGACAUUCGGAGCGAACCCUGUAACAGUUCCUGUUUUACUCCAAUUUCUGACCAUCCUUCCGGAAGAAGUAUCGGGUAACACAAGGAUACCUGUGACUGACGAUGAAUAUCGCGAAAGGUCUACAAAACUCCUUUCAGACAACUCUGAGCAGGUAUUGGAGCUGCUAUCCAUGUAUUUGCAGGCAACUGGUCGGUCUAUUUAUUUGAUUGCGAAAAGGCAUUGGUUACAAAAUUCUGCAGGUGUCACACACGUGGUUCAAAGCCAAAUCUUUGAUUGCCUUCGUAGCUGGUUAGUCGCAGGAGAAAUCGAUAUGCCCGCUUUCGGGAAAUCUCCUUUGCUUGCAUUUGCAUUCGAGGCCCUAGCCUCGGAGGAACUCUUUGACUCGGCAGUCGACGUCGUCUGUGAAAUGAUACACGAGACGCAAGAAAUCGACGACAAUAUGCCUGUGAUUGAACUCAUCGUUCCUCGAGUCAUUGCCCUCAAGUCUCAACUGGAAGAUAAAAAGGAUGAUCCGGAAAAGAUUCGAGGCUACGCAAAGAUUUUUGCAGAAGCGGGUGAAACGUACCGGCUACUUAUUCUUCAGCACACCGACACAUUCUACCCAAUCGUCGAGGCAAUUGGCCAGUGCUCAGCCUACCCUGACCUCGAUAUUGUGCCCAUCACUUUUCCUUUCUGGAUGCGGCUAGCUCAGACUAUCGGCAAGAAAACAACAAUUUCGCCCCUAUUUGGGGAAGCGUACAAAGCGUUGAUGCAAGUCGUCAUUCGCCAUUUGCAUUUCCCUCCUGAUCUCGCCUCUAUAACGGGCCAAGAGGCGGAUAAUUUCCGCUCGUUUAGACAUGUGAUGGGAGAUACUCUCAAGGACUGUUGUCUAGUUCUUGGUGCAGAUGCCUGUCUUCUUUCUGCUUAUGGGCUCAUCACUACGGCGCUCUCUCGCAGCCCACAGUCUAUCUCCUGGCAAGAAAUUGAGGCCCCUCUCUUCGCUAUGCGCUCCAUGGGUGCUGAAGUUGAUGUGAUGGACGAAACCGCCGUGCCCAAGAUAAUGGAUCUCAUUCCCUCCCUUCCGAUUCAUCCUCGAGUUCGUUAUGCUGCACUGCUAAUCAUAUCCCGGUACACCGAAUGGAUCAACCGUCACCCGGACUACAUUGCAUAUCAACUACAGUACAUCUCGGCAGGCUUUGAAGAUCCUGACUCCGAAGUCAGUGCGGCUGCAGGGCAAGCGUUGAAGUACUUGUGCCAAGAUUGUAAACAGCAUUUGAUUGAAUUCCUUCCUACGUUGCAUACUUUCCUCACAACAACCGGAGCAAAACUGGCUCAGGACGAUCGGCGACAAGUAUACGAGGCCAUCGCUUACGUGAUUUCUGCAAUGUCUAUGGAGAAAGCUGCGGAGUCCCUGCGAACCUUCUCGCUUGACAUUCUGUCUCAAAUACAUGCCAUAAGUAGCAAAACGACAGCAGUAACCAAACAAGAACUCAAGGAAGUCGGAUAUGGCUUGGAAAAUCUGGAAGUCAUGUUGCAUGUCGUAGGACCCUUUGGAGACCAGCUACCUGCCGCCUGUCAGAACAGCUGUCAAGAAGCAUGGUCGAUUUUUGACACCUUCAUAUCCAAGUUCGCGUUCGACUAUGACACUUCUGAAAGAGUCACUCGCGUACUUCGUCACGGCAUUACGCUGUUUGGCGAGAGCGCUCUUUUAGUUGCAUCAUCUGUCUUGUCACGGAUGGUGACGUCCUUUGAGGCAACAGGUUUCUCGUCUUUCUUGUGGAUUUCAGGGAAAUUUGUAGGGAGGUUUGGUCACGAGUCGGACCCAGUGUUGCGAAAUGCCUUCCAAAACAUAUACGAGAGAGCGACCAACAAAGUCGUUAGCCUCCUACAAUCAAAGGAUCCAAGAGACAUUCCUGAUGUAUUGGAGGAUUAUGUUCAGCUCUUACUCCAGCUCAUACGGAUGGCCCCAGACGUCUUCUUCCAGUCCAGCGCAUUCCCGCUGGCAUUUAGAGCCACGAUGGCUGCCCUCACUCUAAUUCAUUCUGACCUCGUCUUUGCAUCCUUAGAUCUCUUCCGCGACAUCCUUACUCACGAGAGUCUUACUCCUAGCUCAUCGCCACCUCCCAAGUUCCCCAUUUACUCUUCAGCCAUCAAGGCCGUCAUGGAAAAGGAGGGAUUCGAGUUUGUCGGCUACAUGCUCUCGGGCCUGGUUGGAGACUUCCCCGAAGACUCUACUGCGAUUGUUGUCACCAUCUUCCGCGCCGUAGCGCUUCUGUGGUCUACGCAGCUGGUCGCAUGGCUGCCACCUAUUUUGCAGCAGCUUCCUCCAUCCAGUGCCCCGAACCAAGUGAAGCGGCAGUUUUUAUUGGACGUGACAAACUCGUUGAACACCGCCCAAUACGACAAGGUCAAGUAUUCCAUUCUAGCACUCCACCGCGCUUCACGCAAGGCUCGAGAUCGUAGACGUGUAACUCCCUUGAACCAAGUGUGAGAUCCAAGUGAGGAAAGCUUUCUCGUCUCACACGGACUGGAGAGAUUCAACGAAGGGAAGAGAUGUGCACACACUUACAGAACUGUAAUAGGAAUUUUGUACAUGACAAAAAAUUGUUUAGUAUUUGUUUGUGAAUGCGUUACCAGUGUCUACCACCACUCGGCG